Rhipicephalus sanguineus (brown dog tick) is the source of this 2353-nucleotide messenger RNA. RefSeq names its product neprilysin-1. The coding region runs from base 1 to 2253 and encodes 750 amino acids. Gene Ontology annotation, molecular function: metalloendopeptidase activity. Lineage: Eukaryota; Metazoa; Arthropoda; Arachnida; Ixodida; Ixodidae. Gene Ontology annotation, biological process: protein processing. Gene Ontology annotation, cellular component: plasma membrane. The transcript has 20 exons. The record is from RefSeq and is a predicted model, not a curated record.
AUGGACAACGCUACGUCGACCACGAACAUUUGCGACGAAGAAGCGUCGACAAGAAGACACAAUAAUCCGGGGUCCAAGUUCGUCGCUUUCGUCAGUCGGAACAAACGUCACCUGGCCCUGGCGUUGGCGGCCAUCUUGGUGGUCGCCGUCAUCGCCGCGUCUGUUCUAGUCACAGUGCAGCCCACCCAAGAAAACCUGGAACGACAAGUCUGCAACACCAGCGCCUGCUGGAGCAUAUCGCAGAGGCUGCGGCGCAGUAUGAACGAGUCGGUGGACCCGUGCGAGGACUUCUACCAGUUUGCCUGCCAACGCUGGGACGCCGAUCAGGGCGGUCCCAUCUGGCAAAGCACGGCGGACGCCAUCAAAAGGGACUUCAGUGCUUCCAGGGACAAUCUGCUGCAAGGCAACUUUGCCGAGCCCAACGAAGCCGAGAGUUACCUGAUCGACUUCGUCGGGCACUGUCAAAAUGAAAAACCUCGCAGCACGUCGGAGGGCACGGACCCGGUGCUGGUGGAGCUCAAAUCGAUGGGCGGCUACCCGCUGUUCCAGCAGGAAUGGAAGUGGAAUACCUACUGCUGGAUGCAGGCCGAGGCGAGGCUCGCGCACAUGGGCUACAACCAGGCACUGCUCCAAGCUCGCUUCGAUGUCGACCCCAAAAGGCAUGGGCGGAGAAUCAUCGUGCUGGGACUACAACCGCUGAUGUUCACGCGAGCGGUCCUUGACAAGGAGGACACGGUGGCGGGCAUUCGGACGUUCCUGCGGAACGUCGCACUCAGAUACAGGAAGUUGCACGAUGGCGCCGAAAAAUUCGACAACGAACAGGACAUCCAGAACCAGAUCACCGAGAUGUUAAACUUCUCAAGGGCGCUACUUGAGGAUCUAGAGAACGAAACGGCUGCCACCCAAAAGCCUGAAAGAAUAACGGUGGAGGAACUGUCCAGAAAAAUACCUGAAAUUAAGUGGCUCAACUACCUCCGAAAGCUGACGUCGCCCGCUUUAGAGGAGGCAGGCUUACCGACAUUCAGCGACAAAGACAGCGUGAUGGUGCUCAACCUCCAAGCACUACAAGCACUCGCCAAGUUCCUCGGCAACUGCCGCCAGAACACAAGCCAUGUAAGGGCGAUGGCGAACUACAUAGGCUACAAGUUCCUGAUCAACAGUGUUUUCUUCUCGCCCCAACCGGAGAUACGAGGCACAUACUACAACUACACCAUGCAGCAGGGAGUACAAUUCAACCGUACCGCCAAAUGCAGGGAGCUGGUGGAAACAUUGAGGCUUGUCAGUUACCACCACUACUUCCGUACAAACCGGCACAAGUUUGAUCAGCAAAGGGCACUGGCAGUUCACAUGUUGGACGAAGUAAAGGUACAAUUCAACAACACGCUGAAAGCAGCAGCAUGGAUAGACAGUUCAACAAGGACUCUCCUCAUGAGAAAGCUUUCAAAUGUCCAUGCCUUGGUAGGCUACACCGAGUGGCUUUUGAAUGCAACUAACAUAUACAACUUCUACGGAAUGGAUAAAGCUCCACAAAGCAGUGGUCCAUUCCUUGAACGACUAGUAUACCACAGAGUACAAAAGUACAACCAGCAAGCCAAAGAGCUUUUCUCGGACAGAGAUCCAGAGAUUUGGCAAGACAUAAAUGCAGAAACCGUGAACGCUGCCUAUCACAUACGAGACGUCAAUGUCAAGGUAUACGCUGGCAUGCUUUUGGAGCCAUUCUCGUACCUUGAUGUUCCAAUAUAUGUGAACUACGGUACUGUGGGGUUCGUGGCUGGUCAUGAGAUAAUCCAUGCCUUUGAUGACAGAGGUAUCACUAUUGACAAGUACGGUGUUGACUUUGAAAAAGACCAGUGGUCCAAUGGCACAAGACAUGAGUUCAACCGGCGUAUGCAAUCCCUCAUCGACUUUUAUGCUAAGACAUUUCAGGUCAACGGCAGCCAUACCCGGAAUGAAAAUUUGGCAGACACCUCGGCUGCUAGGUUUUCCUUUAAGUCGUAUCGCCAUGAGCAGGGACCAACCAAAGCACGCGUCUUGCCAGGCUUUGAGAAGUACACUAACGACCAGCUAUACUUCCUCUCAUUUGCUUCGAUAUGGUGCAACAAUAACAAGUAUGACCCGAACUCCAUCUACAGCAACAACCAUGCAAGGGUCAAUGGACCACUGAUGAACUUGGAUGAGUUCGCAGAGACCUUCCAAUGUCCCCGUGGAACCAAGAUGAACCCGACGCAGAAGGCUCCCGUGUGGAAUGUCUAAAAGUCCACAACUGCUAAUAUGUACUUGCUUAUUAGGAGUUUGGCUGUCUAGAUACGCAACUACCUCAGCAUUUACACACACACACGUUUACACAGGUCGA